AUGCCUUACACAGUCACAAUCGAUUGCGACAAUGGCAAUGGGUAUGAUGGCCGGAUAGGAGUGCGAAUAUCCUCCAUCUUCGUCAUCGGGUUGGGGUCAAUGUUAGGUGCUCUACUGCCUAUUGCCGCGGCUCGAACAAAGAGAAUGAGAGUCCCACCCUUGGCUUUUUUCAUAACCAAAUACUUCGGUUCGGGAGUCAUCAUUGCAACAGCAUUCAUACACCUGCUCUCGCCCGCCAACAAAGCCCUCAACUCACCAUGUAACACUGGCCUAAUAACAAACUAUGACUGGGCGGCAGGAACUGCUCUGAUGACAAUAUUCCUUAUGUUUUUCAUCGAACUCAUGGCCGCACGUUUUGAUGUCUUUGGAGCGCAUGCACAUGACCUGGAGGCGACCGACCCGGCAAAGGAUCUUAUCAAAGCAUCUGAGAAGCCUAAGGAUGGGGGAGCCAAUGUCCACAAGGUAUUUACAAAUACUCAUAGCCAUAGCAACGGCACACUCGGAUCCUCGCCGGAUUCGAUUAACACAGAUCGCGAGCUUGGUAUUAUCCCUACCAUUGCAGGCCCAAGUAGAUCUCCAAGCCCUGUGCCAGUGGAACCGCUCAGAACUCGUAGUAGCAUUCCAGGACGAGUAAAUGAUUUAUCAUAUCCGCCUGGAGGUGAAGAUCAUCUUGGACACCAAAGAGAACACAUGGUAGACCACGACCAUUUUGCAGCGCAAAUGACUGCGAUCUUCAUCCUCGAAUUCGGGGUCAUUUUUCAUUCAGUCUUCAUCGGUCUUACCCUAGCCGUUACUGGAGAUGAGUUCAACGUUCUAUAUAUUGUUCUUGCCUUCCAUCAAACCUUUGAAGGCCUCGGUCUCGGUUCCAGACUAGCCACUGCCGAGUGGCCGAAGAAGAAACUCUGGAUGCCAUGGGCUCUUGGUUUCGCAUAUGGCAUGGCUACACCUCUUGCUAUCGCUAUCGGGCUUGGUGUUCGACAGACUUUCACACCCAACAGUCAAAAGACACGAGUUGUCAAUGGUGUAUUCGAUGCUAUAUCAGCAGGUAUCCUGAUAUACACUGGACUCGUGGAACUUAUGGCCCACGAAUUUAUGUUCAACCCUGAGAUGCGGAAGAGCUCUAUUAAGAUGAUGCUCUUUGCAUUCUUUUGCAUGUGCGUUGGAGCUGGACUCAUGGCGUUACUUGGAAAAUGCAAGUACUAUCGUGGUGGCUGCAGUCAUGUAUCAUGGUAUAGUCUUGGUUCUACUCUAAGAUUAUCCUGGCACAUUGACCAAAACCAAAGCAGGAAGCAAUGCUAA
Molecule: messenger RNA, 1299 nt
Organism: Lachnellula hyalina
Lineage: Eukaryota; Fungi; Ascomycota; Leotiomycetes; Helotiales; Lachnaceae
Product: Zinc-regulated transporter
Exons: 3
Coding region: 1-1299 (432 amino acids)
Biological process (GO): zinc ion import across plasma membrane
Cellular component (GO): plasma membrane
Molecular function (GO): low-affinity zinc ion transmembrane transporter activity
Source: RefSeq, a predicted model, not a curated record